Megalobrama amblycephala (Wuchang bream) is the source of this 1744-nucleotide messenger RNA. It is a transcript of the gene insl3, whose product is annotated as insulin-like 3 (Leydig cell). Gene Ontology annotation, molecular function: hormone activity; G protein-coupled receptor binding. The transcript has 2 exons. The coding region runs from base 588 to 1049 and encodes 153 amino acids. Gene Ontology annotation, biological process: adenylate cyclase-inhibiting G protein-coupled receptor signaling pathway. The record is from RefSeq and is a predicted model, not a curated record. Gene Ontology annotation, cellular component: extracellular region. Lineage: Eukaryota; Metazoa; Chordata; Actinopteri; Cypriniformes; Xenocyprididae.
UUUACCCUAGCAAUCUAAACGAAUAAAUGUGUCCACAAAUCCUCCAUUAACAAAUAGCCAUUACAACAUUUAAUAUCCAGCAUAUAUUACAUUAAUCAAUCAUCCAAAAACAGAAAAUUAGAUUAGAACUGUUCAGAUGGAAUAAAUCUCACAAAUGUUCAGCACAAAAGCACAACCAUUAAAUAAAUGUGUUUAGAUGACAUUUAGUGAUAUUCUUGUUAUUAUGGAGGCAUCUUACCCAUCCUCCCCUAAUAUGAAAUAGUGCAUGUUCAUUGACGCAUUUCUGUAAACUCAUAAAAGAGAUAUUAUAAGAAAAUAUGACCAGCUAUCACAAUUUUCCUUGACCCAAGGCAAUACCAUAUAUCACAGCUGACAUGUUUUAUCUGAAAUACGUUCCAGCUUUGAAGGCCUCAAAGAUCAGAACAUGAUUUUCUUCAUUCAAGGCCAGUUAGAUUCUUGUAGAACCAUGCAUGCCAAACGUCUGAUGGGGGGUAUAAAAACCCCCGAAUUGGUUUCGGUAGGUAGCCUGAAGUACCUGAACACACUUGAAUAUUGUGUAUACUAAUCUGAUCACCCCGAGAAACACCAUGAACAUUAAGUGGUUUGCUUCUUUAGCUAUUUUAAUUCUCCUCGAGACUUCCAAGACUGAGAGUCAAGAUGUACGAGUGAAGCUCUGUGGUCGUGAGUUCAUUCGGAUGGUGGUCACAUCAUGUGGGAGCUCUCGACUCAAACGGAAUGUGCUUGAUUCAGACUUUCACUUUGCAAACCCCCAUAGGAUCCUACAAAACUGGCUGGACAGAGAUCUCUUUGCACAGCAGAAAUGGACCCCGACUGCUGAGGACAAGCAGUGGCGGGAGCACAACGCCCCUGAGAGCGUGACAGAGCAUCCAGCCCCCUACCAGCGCAAGAGCCCACCAGCAGAGCUUCUGGAACACCCCACCACUGUGCAGGAUCUCAGCAUGUCCUCCAGGACCCGUCGUGAUGUCGGGCCAGCGGGCAUCUGCUGUACUUCUGGAUGUACCAUGAGUGAACUGAUUCAGUACUGCUAAGCUCAAACCAGAUCUCAGCUAUAGAUAGAUAUAUAUAGAGAGAUACACAUAUAUAUUAACACUUUACAUCAAGGUUUCAUUUGUUAGCAUUAGUUAUUUAGCAUAAACUAACAGUAAAAUAUAUUCUAAAGCAUUUAUUAACCUUAGUUAAUGUUAAUUUCAGCAUUGCUAAUAUUACAAUCAAAAGUUGUAUCUGUUAAUGUUAUUUAAUAGAACUGGACUAACAUGAAUUAAACAAUGAUUAUUUGUAUUUUUAUUAACUAACAUUAACAAAGAUUAAUAAAUAUUGUCAUUGUUGGUUCAUGUAAGUAACCUAAUGCUAACCAUUGGGAACUUAUUGUAAAGUAUUACCUUCAUUAUGAAUGUUGGUGCAGGAUGUAUGUAUGAAAUUGAAUGAAAAGAGUGUUGUUUUAUAUUUUAUAGUAUAAGCUUUUGAUUAUAGUUGAUCAGUUGUGAUAUGUUUAGAUAAAUAUUUUAUAAGGUUCAUAUGGCCUACAGAAAUUGACUGGUUAUUUGAUUGGUCAGUGAUUUCAGUAUGACAGAUGACACUGACAGGGAACUUUAUGCAAUUAAUCCAAAUAAUCAAAGAUAAUAUCUGGUAUAAUAAAUGUACUUUUUGAGAUAACUGAACUUGCAGGCUGUAUAUUUGAUCAGUGACACUAAAUAUAUUCUCAGAAUAAAGACGUAGUAAAUGU